AUGGUGAACAUCGUGUACAUCGCCACAAGUCUAGACGGCUACAUAGCGGAUAAGGACAACCAAAUGGGCUGGCUGCACGAGGUCCCCAACCCCGGCGGCUCGGACUUCGGCUUCAGCGCCUUCAUGAAGCGCGUCGAUGCCCUGCUGAUGGGGCGCAGGACGUUCGAGAAGGUGGUGGGCUUUGAGUGCGAGUGGCCAUACUCGAAGCCCGUUUUUGUGCUUAGUAACUCCAUGUCCGAUGUUCCUGAAGGGUAUGAGGAUAAGGUGACCCUCGUACGUGGUGAUCUGAAGAAGGUGGUGGCGGAGCUUAAUGAUCAAGGUUACAAGGAGCUUUAUAUUGAUGGCGGCCUGACGGUGCAAAACUUCCUCAAGGAAGACUUAAUUGAUGAGAUGAUUAUUACCACCAUUCCUGUAAUUCUAGGCGGUGGUAUUCCAUUAUUUGGUGAGCUUAGCCAGCCUUUAAAGUUCAGGCAUGUUGAGUCAGAACGCGUUGCAGAUUUACUAGUUAAAAAUCGCAAAGCCCUACAAGAUUCUCCAUGA
Molecule: messenger RNA, 540 nt
Organism: Penaeus monodon (black tiger shrimp)
Lineage: Eukaryota; Metazoa; Arthropoda; Malacostraca; Decapoda; Penaeidae
Exons: 2
Coding region: 1-540 (179 amino acids)
Biological process (GO): riboflavin biosynthetic process
Molecular function (GO): 5-amino-6-(5-phosphoribosylamino)uracil reductase activity
Source: RefSeq, a predicted model, not a curated record